GACCCUCAGCUAACUGGAUUUGAUUUACGAGAAGAAGAUCUGCAUUAAAUGGCCAUGCUCUUCAUAUUGCCAGAAUGGAAACAAGAAUUGUCAAUAGGAUGUGGCCUGAUAAAUUUCGCCAAGUGAAGAUGUUGCUUCAAUAAGUGUGAAAUCAAUGGGAAAUACUUGGCAUGUGAAAAGCCUUUGAGAUUUUGACAGCAUUGCGUUUAGGAGAUUUGAUGCCUUUCCUUUGAUUGCACUGCUUUGCAAGUGGAUAUAAAUAGGGUUGCUUUUAGUGCAGCUACACAGAAAUAAUUGUGGACCAUGUCACUUCAAAAAUCUACCCGAUUGAGCUGUUUGUGGAGAGUAAUGAGGGUGCAGCUGCAUUUGGGGGUGGAUGUCACCUUUAUACUCUGGAUACUUGGAUUUACGCUACAAGCAGUCGUGAUCUCCUCUCAAAAACUGGAUGACUCGGACCCGGUGGUAAGCACCACUUACGGCAAGGUGCGGGGAUUUAAAAAGGAACUCGGCAAUGAAAUUCUGGGUCCUGUAAUUCAGUUCCUUGGUGUACCAUAUGCAGCUCCCCCUACUGGUGAACGACGCUUUCAGCCUCCCGAGCCGCCAUCAUCUUGGUCUGAAAUCCGCAACGCCACACAGUUUCCACCAGUGUGUCCCCAGACUGUUGUAGAAGGAAGGCUACCAGAGGUCAUGCUUCCAGUGUGGUUUACUAAUAGCUUGGACAUAGUUUCAACAUAUGUUCAAGACCAGAGUGAAGACUGCCUUUUCUUAAACAUGUAUGUUCCAACAGAGGAUGACAUUCGUGAAGGCGGCAGCCCAAAGCCAGUGAUGGUGUUUAUCCACGGAGGGUCAUACAUGGAAGGCACUGGAAAUAUGUUUGACGGAAGCAUCUUGGCGAGUUAUGGGAAUGUCAUAGUCAUCACUGUUAACUACCGGCUUGGUGUUUUAGUAAUCUUCCAGCUUGAGCCUCGCACCCCUCUCAAGCCUCGGGCUGUCCUAGCGAGGCUGCGCUUGCCCUCGCGGCGACGGCAGCUGACUCGGCUACCCCAGCCUGACGUCGACCGCGCUUGUCUUUGGAGCCGACGCCAACACUGA
Molecule: messenger RNA, 1092 nt
Organism: Polyodon spathula (Mississippi paddlefish)
Lineage: Eukaryota; Metazoa; Chordata; Actinopteri; Acipenseriformes; Polyodontidae
Product: neuroligin-1-like
Exons: 3
Coding region: 304-1092 (262 amino acids)
Biological process (GO): synaptic vesicle endocytosis; presynaptic membrane assembly; modulation of chemical synaptic transmission
Cellular component (GO): cell surface; postsynaptic specialization membrane; synapse
Molecular function (GO): signaling receptor activity; neurexin family protein binding
Source: RefSeq, a predicted model, not a curated record